This is a messenger RNA of Manduca sexta (tobacco hornworm), 994 nucleotides long. Its product is annotated as aromatic-L-amino-acid decarboxylase-like. Gene Ontology annotation, biological process: amino acid metabolic process; catecholamine metabolic process. Gene Ontology annotation, molecular function: pyridoxal phosphate binding; aromatic-L-amino-acid decarboxylase activity. The annotation marks the transcript as partial. Lineage: Eukaryota; Metazoa; Arthropoda; Insecta; Lepidoptera; Sphingidae. The transcript has a single exon. The record is from RefSeq and is a predicted model, not a curated record.
CUUCAAUCUGAUGUUAAUGGAUGUCUACGAGGUGAAACACUUAAAAAUGCCAUGAACGAAGAUAAAGCUUUAGGGUUUACACCUUGUUAUGUUAUCGCUACACUCGGCACUACUGCUACUUGUGCGUUUGAUUUUCUGAGUGAAUUAGGCCCUAUCUGUAAAGAAGCAAAUGUAUGGUUGCAUGUAGACGCCGCAUACGCAGGCUCUGCAUUUAUUUGCCCUGAAUAUAGAUAUUUAAUGAAAGGUAUCGAAUUUACCGAUUCUAUAGUCGUUAACGCGAAUAAAUGGAUACCAGUAAAUUUUGACUGCUCUACUAUGUGGGUUAGAAAUUCUUGUGAUCUAAUGCGUGCGUUCGAUGUUCAAAGAGCUUACUUAAACGAUAUAGCAGACCAUCAAAAAAUCCCGGACUACAGACACUGGCAAAUACCCCUAGGUCGACGAUUUAGAUCGUUGAAAUUAUGGACAGUAAUUAAAAUUUAUGGCGCUGCAGGUAUCAGAAAACAUAUUAGAACUCAAAUUGCUUUAGCGCUUUAUUUUGCAGAGCUAGUUCGUGCUGAUGAUCGCUUUGUGGUUGAACCAGAACCUUCUAUGGGAUUAGUUUGCUUUAGGCUCAAAGAGGGAGAAAAUUUCACGAUACAAAUGUUAGAUAUCUUGACAAAACGAAAGAAAGUUUUCAUGGUAGCGGGUUCUUUUAAAAAUAAGUAUGUCAUACGAUUUGUUAUUUGUUCAAGUUUAACAACACAUGAAAACAUCGAUUACAGUUGGAGAAAAAUCAAGGAAGUAGCAGAUCUUAUCUUAAACGCAGACAAAAUAAAUAGCAGUACUAAAAUAGGUAUUCACUAAAAAGGUACCUACAUUAUUAUCUAAUCCAUGUUCUAAUAAAUCCUUACAACUACGAAGUAUGUAGUCUAUUGUCUAAGGCAGGCUUUUCCGCACACUCACGCUUUUUAUCGUCAAAGGGACAGGCGGGGGCAAAACUAAUGCACCCACUUUA